Molecule: messenger RNA, 953 nt
Organism: Eutrema salsugineum
Lineage: Eukaryota; Viridiplantae; Streptophyta; Magnoliopsida; Brassicales; Brassicaceae
Product: vacuolar iron transporter homolog 2
Exons: 1
Coding region: 68-655 (195 amino acids)
Biological process (GO): intracellular manganese ion homeostasis
Cellular component (GO): membrane
Molecular function (GO): manganese ion transmembrane transporter activity; iron ion transmembrane transporter activity
Source: RefSeq, a predicted model, not a curated record
ACUCGAUUCUCUACUCAACAAAAACAUUCCACAAAAAAAAAAAAAAAAAAUUUAUCAAGUUGAAAAAAUGGAUCAAGAACGUAACACGAACAUGGACAUAGAGAAGGAAUCAACAACAUUCGACUACUCCAAACGCGCUCAAUGGCUACGCGCCGCCGUGCUCGGAGCCAACGACGGUCUCGUCUCCACCGCGUCGUUGAUGAUGGGAGUUGGCGCCGUGAAACAAGAAGUCAAGGCUAUGAUUCUCUCUGGAUUCGCCGGAAUGGUGGCCGGAGCUUGCAGUAUGGCUAUCGGAGAGUUCGUCUCCGUUUACUCUCAAUACGACAUAGAGGUAGCUCAGAUGGAGAGAGAGAGCGGAGAGAUAGAGAAAGAGAAGCUUCCAAGUCCGCUACAAGCAGCGGCUGCGUCUGCGCUUGCGUUCUCUGCGGGUGCGAUUGUGCCGCUUUUGGCGGCUGCGUUUGUGAAGGAGUAUAGAGUGAGGAUCAUUGCGGUUGUGGCUGCGGUUACGGUGGCGCUUGUGGUAUUCGGGUGGUUAGGAGCGGCGUUAGGGAAGGCGCCGGUGGUUAGGUCAUCGGCUAGGGUUUUGUUUGGAGGAUGGUUAGCUAUGGCGAUUACGUAUGGCUUGACUAAGCUUAUUGGGUUUCAUGGACUUUGAAUUGUUAGUGGUGACAUCUUAAGGUAUGUGUUGAAUAUCUUAGAGUGAAUUUCAGUUAGAAAUCUAUGAACACUUAACGUGUGGUUACUGUUCGUGAACACACUCUUUUUACUUUAAAUCUUCAUACCAUCGUAACACAGAUUAUUAAAGCUACAAGCAUGUCAUGUUUUAAUUUUCAACAUGUAAUUUUCAAUUUGGUAAUGAGGUUAACGUUUAUAUUGUAAAGUUAUUUAUGAAACGAUGAUGGUUUGUUUUUUAUUUUAUAUAAUUUAAGGCAACGUUUGUUUCGGUAAUAAAA